Molecule: messenger RNA, 948 nt
Organism: Linum tenue
Lineage: Eukaryota; Viridiplantae; Streptophyta; Magnoliopsida; Malpighiales; Linaceae
Source: the annotation of a GenBank genome assembly
AUGGAUUCCCAAAGCAUUCGUGACCUUGAGUCGGAGAAGAAGAUUUGGUCAGGUCAAUGUCGUGUUUCCAGAAUGUGGGUUGGGGUGAAUGUACAUACAAACAAAGUUCUCCAUCUUGACCUCAUUUUGAUGGAUUCAAAGGGCAAUGAUAUCUGGGUACAAAUCCCUCCUGUGUUGAUAGAAAAGUUUAAGACGAUGCUGAAGGAGAACCAUGUUUACAUUAUCAAGAACUUCGAUAUCAAUACAACUGGACUGAAAUAUCGACCUAUUGGGAAUCCAUAUUUGAUACAAUUUAGUAGGAAGACAACUGUUCAUCAUGUUCCUGAAGUUCCUGCAAUUCCAACCUUCAAAUUCAGUUUCCUAAAUGCAAGUCAGAUGGCGGGAAAAUUGGGUCAUGUUGAGAUUCUUUCAGAUGUUGUUGGUCAACUGCGCACACAUUCAGAUGCAAUUACUACUACCAGCCUUACUCGGAAAACUAUAAGGAAAGAGCUCACAUUGCAACUGAUUGAAUACCGUGUUCAACUUGAAGUCCAAAGUUAUUUGAAGUCAGCAGUAUUUGUACUCUUUGAGUAUGAAGGGAAGCGAUACUUUGGAUUGAGUGGUCAUGAACUAUUCCUGAAAAAUGGGCAGAAUGGUGACUUGCCACCUGAUGAAUUGCUUCAACUGGUAGGUCUGACCAAGAGAUUCCAUGUCAAAUUCAAGAUCAACCUUUUUGCUGAUUCCCAGGCUGAUUUUACUGUGUUGAGAAUACUAGAACCCACCUCAAAGGGAGAAGGUUAUAUGAUUCACAAAGAUGGAUCAUCUUCUUCUAUUGCGAGUGGGCCUGCAUGUUCUCAACCCUCCUCUGAUCAUUCUGGACAGUCUGCUAUUGGAAAAUCGAUUGAAACACCAGUGGAUUCUGAUGGAACUCCAGACAACAAAUUGAAGAGGAAGAUGCCCCUGGAAUGA